Messenger RNA from Entrophospora candida, 205 nucleotides. NCBI's taxonomy places the organism in Eukaryota, Fungi, Glomeromycota, Glomeromycetes, Entrophosporales, Entrophosporaceae. The record is from the annotation of a GenBank genome assembly.
CACUAUUUUUGAUGAUGUUGAUUCCACUAGAGUUGCUUGUUGUGGUUUAUGUGAUGAAAAAAAGAAAUUAUUUAAUGAAAAAUUUAAAGAAAAUUUCUCUUGGAAAAGAUUAUCUAAAGAACAUGAUGAAUUGAUUGAUAAUUUGAGAUGUCAUGCUAAAUGGAUAUUGGAUAAAAUUUCUUUAUGUGUUAGGACAAUCAAUAAG